This is a messenger RNA of Xenia sp. Carnegie-2017, 1308 nucleotides long. RefSeq names its product coiled-coil domain-containing protein 34-like. The coding region runs from base 26 to 1105 and encodes 359 amino acids. Lineage: Eukaryota; Metazoa; Cnidaria; Anthozoa; Malacalcyonacea; Xeniidae. The record is from RefSeq and is a predicted model, not a curated record. The transcript has a single exon.
CUACAAGCCGAGUAACCAAAACAGUAUGGCGGCAUUGCACAGCUCUCCUGAAAUACAAGAGACCACGCAAAUCGCUGACUUCUCAAUAGACUCACUUCAGUUAGGCGACUCAACGCGUUCUCUACUUUCUCCUUUUUACAGCAAACGAAAUAUCAUCGAUGAACAUGAUUUUAUUAAUGACAAAAGAAAUGAAGACAUAUCAAGUGAAUCUAGUGACGACCAACAGCUAAGUUUGCAUGAAAAUGAUCACAAACGUUAUAGUUUAGACGUUGAAUCUCAGCCAAAUGUAAAGAAUAACAUAUCAACUGAAAAAAGUACUGGCUCUUUUAGCAGAAGAACUAGUGUUCUAUCUGGCUUCCACUCAAACAGAUCAAAAGACAGUACCUGCCAUAGUGAACCUGAAACUGAAAGCAGUCAGACAAAAGAAGAACAGAAUUUAAGUCCUUGGGAAAAAUGGUUACUACUUAAAGUUGUACAGGACAGGAAAAAAAUGCAAACAGAAAGACAAAAGAAAUCUCUUCAAAAAGAACUUGACCAAAAGGAGAUUCAGAUAAAAACAGAAAAAGAAAUGCAAGAUAUGGCGAAGAGAAAAGAAUGGUUAAAAUCGAAAAAACACGAAGAAAAAAUAAAGAAUGAAAUUGCACUAAUGUUAGAAAGAAAAAAUUUUCUAGAGAAACAAGAUGAGCAAGCCAGAAUUCAAGAAAAGGCAAAAGAAAGUUUCGAAAAAUGGUUGAAAGAUAAGGAAGAUAUCAGAAAAGAACAAAGAAAAAAUAAAAGACUGAAUGAAAAAGCUCAUCAACAAAAUAACAUAAAACGUAAAGAGGAAAGUGAAGAAGCCUACAAGAAAUGGCUUCAAAAUUCCAAAUCCCAUCAAAAAUCCAAAAGUUACCACUUUGGAUAUCUAGGGAAUAAAGUAACUGGUUAUUAUGAUUGGACAACUUAUCCUAUGCCAUCCUACUGUAACCCUCAACCAUGGGUAGCUCCUACAAUAAUACCAAUAAAACACCAAAGAAAAAUAAAGUUACAAAAUCCUUCCCCACCUUUAUUGUUUAAAGAUAUUGAAGAUAGAGAGAAGAAAUCAAAAACCAUGCAUGGAAAUGCAUGAAUUUAAAUCUUCCUUGUUUAUAUAAUAAACAGACAGAUCAACAUAAUAAUUUCAAUCAACAUAAUAAUUUUUAUCAAAAUGUACUUCAUUUGCAAAAAGUUCUUGCGAUAACAGUAUCUAGCUUAGUAGCAUACAUUGUAAAUAGGUUUGUAUACUGACAAUACAUAUAAAUUCUUUUAAAUAUAAUCUUCAAAAAGCCUGUA